Molecule: messenger RNA, 7408 nt
Organism: Hylaeus anthracinus
Lineage: Eukaryota; Metazoa; Arthropoda; Insecta; Hymenoptera; Colletidae
Gene: fz2
Product: frizzled-2-like
Exons: 3
Coding region: 760-2988 (742 amino acids)
Biological process (GO): canonical Wnt signaling pathway; non-canonical Wnt signaling pathway
Cellular component (GO): plasma membrane
Molecular function (GO): Wnt-protein binding; Wnt receptor activity
Source: RefSeq, a predicted model, not a curated record
CGACGCGACGCAACGCGCGGCGCAACGUCACUUCGAAACCAGAGAGAAUCUCCAUCUCGAAUCCCACGGAAUCGCGCUAACGAUCGUGCGAGUGGAAAACGUUCCGUCGCUCGGAGAAGCUCGCUCGGAGCUUGGACCAUCUAUCUCUUCGGUCCACUAUUCGCUGCACAAAGGUGUCGCGACACAAAGGACCCACCGGUUCCCGCGUACGCGGUGAAUCCGCGAUCGCCUCGCGGUUAGCAAGAGACUUUCGCGUAGAAAUCUCUACCAGCAGUGCUAGUGCGGGUCAACACAGAGGAAGACGAAUCGAGUGAAGUUAAACGGAAGAGAAAAGUCUGGUGGAUAGCCACUAGACGGACUGAGUUAUUGGUUAGGGAGGAGCUCGACGACGAGGAUCCGAGUGGUUGAUGGAUCGUUAGAUCGAGCCCCGCUGGAAGAACGAACGUCGAGUGAGAGUUUCCGCGUAGUGGACCGUCGGAGUAUCGGAAUCGGGAGCUUUUAUCGGGGCAAUAAAUCGCCGCUGCGUCGGGAGUCCCUUGUUGUUGACGUGGCCGCAAGAAAGGGACACGCAUCGCUGGAGGACACGCGCGGCGAUUUAGCACGAUCUAAUCGGAAACGGCGAUCAGGUUCCAAGUAUCUGGUGGACAUCGCCCAGUCUACUUUGGUCCUCAUUACGUCGGUACUGUAUAUCAACGUCUAACUGUAUUAAGGGAGGAGUGAUGCGAGGCACGCAGGAGUAAGCCCCAAGCAUCUUUCACAAUGGGACUCGUUCGACGGACGAAGCUGUUCCCCAGCCGAACGAUGGCGACCCUGUUACCGUUGCUGCUGGUCACGGCAUUACCGAACGCUCGAUUAGAAUCAGCAAUCAGUCCGGCGAGCAGCGUGGGCUCGGUAUCGAGCGGCUCAUCGUCGUCCUCUUCGUCGUCCUCCUCCUCCUCGUCCAUGGUGGGCGUCGUGUCUGGCAGCGGUUCGGGUUCUGGGAGCAUGGUUGGACCCGACAGCGGCGCUGUUGCGGGUGGCAGCAGCAGCAGCGGUGGACACUCGUCUCUGAGCGGAGGCGCGGCAAAUGGAAACGGCAGAUGCGAGGAGAUCACGAUCCCCAUGUGUCGCGGUAUCGGGUACAAUCUGACGGCGAUGCCGAACGAACUGAAUCACGACACUCAGGAGGAGGCUGGCAUGGAGGUGCAUCAGUUCUGGCCGUUGGUCGAGAUCAAGUGUUCGCCGGAUCUGAAAUUCUUUCUUUGCUCUAUGUACACGCCGAUCUGUCUGCCAGAGUACACCAAGCCUCUGCCGGCUUGCAGAAGCGUUUGCGAGCGGGCGCGCGCGGGAUGCGCGCCUUUGAUGCAACAGUACGGUUUCUCCUGGCCCGAGAGGAUGGCCUGCGAACGAUUGCCAGCGCACGGCGAUCCCGACAAUCUCUGCAUGGAGCAGGACAACCGAACCAGCAGCACAGGGCCAGGAUCGGGUAACGGAGGAGCUGCGAGCAGCGCUCCUGUGCCCGCGGCAGCGCCACCUCGUCCGACAAGGCCCACGAAGACCACCCAACCACCUCGGUGCAAACCGGGCAAGCAUCAAAAAAACUGCCAGCAUCCCCAGGGGGAAAGGGCGAGGGAGUGCACGUGCCGAUGCAGGGCACCCCUCGUACCCCUGGGGGCGGGGGGCACGGUCAUUCCGGGUCCGAUAAGCGGCAGCAGCGUCGCCAACAUCGCCAACGGGGGUGGACUGGCAGACAUGGCCGUAAGUGGGGCCAUUCCGGCGCCCCCGAUAAGCACCGCACAGAACAUAUUGCAGGACAUUGCAAACGUACCGAACUGCGCUCUCCCGUGUUACGGGGCGUUUCUCACCCCCGAAGAGCGAGGGUUCGCGGCCGUAUGGCUGGCUCUGUGGAGCGGCCUGUGCGCCGCAAGCACGCUCGUGACCGUCACCACGUUUCUGAUCGACACCCAGCGCUUCAAGUAUCCUGAGAGGCCGAUAGUCUUCCUGUCGGCAUGCUACUUCGUGGUGUCCGUCGGCUAUCUCUCGAAGAGCGUGUUCGGUCACGAAGAGAUCGCCUGCGACGGGCCAGCGUUGAAGUCGGGGGCACAGGGACCCGGGGCUUGCGUCACCGUCUUCCUCAUGAUUUACUUCUUCGGCAUGGCCUCGUCGGUUUGGUGGGUAAUCCUCGCGUUCACGUGGUUCCUCGCGGCGGGUUUGAAGUGGGGCAACGAGGCGAUCGCGUCUUACUCGCAGUACUUCCACCUGGCGGCAUGGCUGGCGCCCACGGUGCAAACGGUCGCAGCGUACGUCGCCGGAGGAGUAGCCGGGGAUCCGGUAGCAGGAGUGUGCACAGUAGCUCCGGAGGGGAUUCGUUCGUUCAUCCUGGUGCCGUUGUUCGUCUACCUUCUGCUGGGAACGAGCUUCCUUCUGGCGGGAUUCGUCAGUCUGUUCAGAAUCCGAUCGGUGAUAAAGAGGCAACCGGGCGCCAAAGCGGACAAGCUCGAGAAGUUGAUGAUACGCAUAGGCGUGUUCAGCGUUCUGUAUACGUUACCGGCUGGGGUGGUAUUGGCCUGUCACAUGUACGAAACAACCCUGAGGAACGAGUGGCUGGCCUCCCUGGCCUGCCCGUGUAUGAAGAGAGCAAGACCUCUCUACUCCGUCCUGAUGCUCAAGUACUUCAUGGCGCUCGCGGUAGGCAUCACGUCAGGCGUGUGGAUCUGGAGCGGCAAAACCGUCGACUCGUGGAAACGUCUGUGGAGGCGUUUGUUCGGAGGAGGGAGCGGAGGAGGCGGUCACGGAGGCGGUGGCGGCGGUAUGGUAGCAGGCGUGACAGGCGUCAGCGGAGGCAUCGGCAGCAGCAGCAUCAAGGGCGUCGUAGGACGUGUCGGAGUGCCGUAUCCAUCGGCGCCGGGUCCUGGAAGCGCUUUGUUGCCGCCGGGAAGCGUAGCCAGCGCUUCCCAGCACCAUCUUCACCAUCACGUUCUCAAGCAACCUCCUCUGUCGCACGUAUGACGUCACCAGUCGGCGGGGGGCGACAUGAACACCGCUGGCUGCGAUCAGCAGCAACAACAACAGCAGUCGGUGGGGCAACAGGAGAGGCCUUCCGCCCUUAGUAACUACGGGCCCAUUUAGCCCUUCGCCUCGGCCUCGCGCAGGCACACGCCGCAUACGGCGCCACAUACGGCGCCUCACACGCCGCACUCGGCGGCCACCAUCUACUCGAGGAGGUCGUUGGCGUCGACCACGGGCCCCCUCACGCCGGCCCACGGUCUCGCGCCAUCGUACACGCAGGCCACCGAGGUCUGAAUCGAUCUCCGACAGUGGGUACGUCGCUGUUGCGGUGCUCGAGCGAAGAAGGGCUCGAGGAAACGUGCGUUCCGUAGCACCUCCACGUGGUGGUUCUACGCGACGCUUCGGAAAACGUCGUUGAUACGCGACGGUGCUUCUCGAUUACCCGAUAUACGUACCAGUUCGUACAGUUGGAGGCGCAAAGGUUGUCCCGAUAUCGUAGGAACACACCAACGCAAAGUAACUGUGCGGGAUACGUCUCGUAGUCGAUGAGAAUAAGUUUGUAAUCGGUAAAACGCGUAUUCCGUUGUGGAUACAAAUAUGACAAACGCGUGCUAAACGUAUGCAGAAAGUAUAAAUUUUAUGCAAAACGAAGUAUCCAAAUUGUUUUGUUAAUUUAUGAAACAAAUAUUCCGCAUACUUUUUCCACGCUGAUAGACGUUACUAGUGUAUAAAGUAUACGACGCGAUGAUGCGCGAGUCUUACGUAAAGUCUGUAUUGUAUAACGUUUGUCUGCGUGUAGUUUCCCGCGCGACGUUACUGUUCUUGCGAUGUCAGGACAACCUCCGUGUCUCUCAUUGCACGUGUCUCUGCCGGGAGUCUCGAGCCGCCCUUUUCCUCUCACCUUGCACGGCGGGUGCGUCAAUGAGAAAGUCGCGAACGGGUUGCCAUUCAUCCCCAGCCAUUACUCGUCGAAGAGACAGUGAUUUAACCGGUCUCGAAAUCGCUCGAUCGGUAAUACGAGCGGCCCAAAGACGUGAAGACGGCAGUAUGGACCUCUCCUCGAAGCGCCGACGUCAGAAAACGCCGGUAUCUCAAAAUGGCGGUCGAGACUGCUCGGUUAGUAAGAUUGUGAUUUUUUAGUGCAUCGAUUGAAAGUGACCAGGAGCGAAUGGUGUGCGCGAAAGGACGUGUGACAAGGACUCUAUUACACGUAUCUAUCUCUACUUUUUCUUACUUAUAUACCGUAGCGGAAUUCGUACAGUCCGCAUGUCCGUCUAACGUGUAUCGUCUCGUCUAUUUAUCUAACCUAGGCCAUAACUGAAUAUAGGUGUACAACACGGUUUUUUUUUUUUUUUUGCUAGAUCGUACGCGAUGGACGGCGGUGGUCCAGGCAUUCCAAGACGCGUUUUGUUUUUUUUUUUGUUUUUAUAUAGAUAUAUAUAAUUUCAUACCAUUCAGCUGAUCGAAACGAUCCGAUCCAGCUGGACUUUUACGGGAAAAUGAAGAAAGUAUACUCGAACCGAAUAACAGGCUCACCGCCGUCCGAUCGUUGACAGUACGACGAGCGAGUGUAUAGCGCAGAUGCUAAGGAAGACGAAGGAAUAGGUGAACGAGGUGAUUGUAAAUAUUAAUCUUAGGUGUUACGCGUAGCGCUGUAAAUAAAAAAGAAAAAGAAACGGAGGGAAAACGAAACAAUCGUCAAAAGGAUCUACGUAUAUCGAUCGACGCGAGCUGUGCAGAUCCACGGAUGCGUGCGGACGCUAGGGCGUGUUACUGUCGCCGGUGUACGCGUGUUCCUUUUAUGUACUUGGGCUAUAGUAGUCCGUGGAGCCUCGUAUUCGUCUCGAAUCUUUCGAAGAAUGUUGAUAGUCUCUCGACCGAAGUCACUGGUGUGUGAAAAAGACGGACGAUUCCGAUAUCCGACGGGCGAUCAAUUAACGAUCGAAAUACCUCGAUAGGAAGCUUCGAAGGAGCCGCUAGUCUUGCCACGGACGAAGGAACGCGCCGAUCGAAGUGUGGAUGCGGCCAGAGUGAGCAUGAUGUACAGGGUGGUUCGCAUGCUGCGAUCAAUUGAAAUAGAAACGUAAAUAUUUGUUACUUUGAAACAUGGUGUGCGCGGAUUUGGUUAGUAUCGAAGAACCGAUGUUAACAAAUUUUGUUAAAUUCACUUCUUCGAUACUAAACGAUUUCAUGUAAUUCAUUUCUCGAUAUAAUAAUUGUUUACGAUUACAUCAUGUUGUAUAUACGGUAUAUAGACCACUCUGUAUAAUGUAUACAUUUAUAUACGCACGCGCGCUAGCGACGACGUGAUUUCACGCAUCGAACAAAUUUUUUACCGCCGAACGAAGUCUCCUUCCCCUCAUCCUUGACCGUUUUAUAUAUUACAUACUCAUAUAUAUAUAUAUAUAUAUACGUGUCUCGACGUAGCAGGCAAAAAUGUAUAGACAACACCAGAGACAUCUGUUUUUUUUUUUGUACCCAGCACGACUUCCGGUUCCAGCAUCGAGAAAAUCGAGUUGUGCGUACGCACACUGGACACAUCCCACAUGUACACAUACACACAUACAGCCGUACACACACAUACACGCACGCAGUAGAAGAAAGAUACGAAAACAGUUCUGUGUACCCCGAAUGUCGUAGGUAUAUAUAGAAGAAAAAAAAUGAGGAAAGCAAAUUUGUACACGCUCACGUGUCUAUGUCCGCGCAAUCUAGAAGUAGCUGUUGACACAGUGCGAGAAUCGAAUGCACGCGUAAAAAGUACGUGAAUAUAUACGUGUAUAUAGAAAUUAUAUAUAUGAGUAUAUAUUUGAGUACGCCUUUAUAUAUAAAUAUUACAGAUACAUAUAAAUAUAUAUAUAUAUAUAAAUAUAAAUAUAUGUCGAUAAAACGCGCGCUGUUCACAAACGGUAUCGAUAUCUCAGUUUUUAUACUCACUGGAGAAGUACGUGGAAGUUAAAAAAAUUCCCGCGGUAAACGUUUCCCAUUAGUGCUCCUCGCUGGCGACGUGUAGCGAGCCGAUCGCGUAAGACUUGUUCUUCUUUUUUUUUUUUUUCUAUUUUUCUAACGUGAAAUUAAUAUGUCUUAUUUUUAUAGUUGUGAGGUGUAAUAUAGCUGACUAUGUUUGACUAACUUUGCCUCGGAAGAAAACUUCUUCCCGAUUAAUUGGCACCGUUAUAGGUGAUCCACGUUGCGUUCAGUCAUCGUAGUAGUGAUAUUUGAAAAAUGAUGCUCAAAACGUAAUAGUAACAAAUGAUAUUCAAAUAAUAUUAACAAACGAAUUCGGAUGGUACUAUUAAAGAAAGAAUAUCCAAAUAACGGUAUUCAAGUAGUAAUAUGUAAAUAUUCAAAGUUCAUUUGUGGCAUUCGAGUACCAUAUGGUAUAUUCGAAUAUUCAACUGACGAAUAUUCCCAGUUAAGAGUGAGAAUUGAACGGCAACCGAAACAAGCGAAACGCCGUCGUGUUUUUUUUCCGUAUUCUUAUUUUUUGGAGGAGAGGUCGUUUCGUCGUUGAAACAUCGAGUCACGCGAUCGACUCGCGAAAUGGUUCUCGCGAGGAGAGCAGGUGGGAACGAUCAGGCGGGGAGCGACAGGCGACAGGACUGAAAAACUAUAACUGCCUCAAGCGAACUUAAACAAAAACAAAAAUGUUAAAAAAACCACACACGACCCGUAUCGCAAUACCGGACGGGGACCCCUGCCAAACGAAAACGUACACGUGUAAUGUUGUAAAGUAGCAAGAGUAAAGAAACCUUUUAGUGUCACAUAUCACGCCAAGCCGUUACGAGCGAAAACGGACAAUGUCGCGUUCGCUUAGGUCGAUUGACGACCAAGGGCGCGAAGGAAAGAAACAGGUGGAAAAAGGAACGGGAGUGCGGGCGCCACGAUGCGCGAUACAAAGUCGAGUCGGCCGAGGAACGAACGCGACGUUAGAGAAACGAGAGGGAGGAGUUUAUAACGAGUAUUUGUAAGCCACUUUUUGUCACGAUGAUUGUCAAUAAAAUUGAAAAUACUGUGUGUAACGGGUGUGUUCCGGGAUUUCAUCCACAUUGGCUCUUCUAGAGACGUUUUCUUUUACGUUGAAACAACCCCAAAUCGGUAAGAGAACGCUUAUCCGACUGGAGCUUAAUCCCUUCGUGUCUGUGCCUGGAAAACUACGUAAAGGGUGGGCAUGAAGGGGUUAAAAAACGAACCGCGUCUUCCUCUAUUUUUCUUUUGUACGUUUUCCUCGUUUGGCUUUUACGUUCUUUACCCAGAGAACGCGCGGAUCCUGUUUGGGGUCCGUACUCGACACCAUCUUUGUACAACUUUUACGUUGCCAUAGUAGUUAACGAAUGACCGACGACCAUAUCGUUAUAUAAAUAUAUAUAUAUACUGAAAUCAAAAUUGUAUACGAUUUUUAAUAUACUUUAUUAUUAUUUAA